Molecule: messenger RNA, 3622 nt
Organism: Papilio polytes (common Mormon)
Lineage: Eukaryota; Metazoa; Arthropoda; Insecta; Lepidoptera; Papilionidae
Gene: Atf6
Product: cyclic AMP-dependent transcription factor ATF-6 alpha
Exons: 14
Coding region: 104-2332 (742 amino acids)
Biological process (GO): endoplasmic reticulum unfolded protein response; regulation of transcription by RNA polymerase II
Cellular component (GO): nucleus
Molecular function (GO): RNA polymerase II cis-regulatory region sequence-specific DNA binding; DNA-binding transcription factor activity, RNA polymerase II-specific
Source: RefSeq, a predicted model, not a curated record
CUGCGAGUUGCGAAUGGCGUGUUUCAUCAAUUUCGUUGUAUUUCUAUAAAUUUAUAAAUAAGGGAUUUUCACUUAUAAAAACUUUUACGAAAAACCCGCUUCGAUGGAUACAGAUAUUCUAUUAGGAAAUAAGGACUGUCUUUAUGAUACUGAUUUCAUUGAUCAUUUCACAAACGAAUAUCAGUGGUCAUCAUUACUGGAUGCAGCUGAUGCAUCGCCCAGUGAAAUCCUUGCAGAGGCGGCUUCUAUAUUUGUGCCGCCUAUAUCACCUAUUUUAAGCCUAAAAUCCACACCUAAUGAAAGCAGUAGUUCGGAUUCAGGCAGUGAAGAUGAUUCAAAAAAUUCCAGUAAUGCAUCUGCUAGACAAUCUUCAUUAUCACCUUUGGAUUGGACAUUUGAUGAGGACUCAUGUAACUUAAAACUAGAAGAUGUUGAACAGUUUCUUCAAAAACCAGCUCCAAGUGAUACAACAGAAAAUCAUACAGUCUGUCCACCGAACAUACAAGAGAAAAAUGUUCCUGUUAUGGCUAUUGAGAAUGGAGUCAUUAAGGGUGUAGAAAAUGAAGCAGUUGUUGAACAUAAUUAUAUAACUGCAAAGGAUGAAAAUGAUUCAGUUCAAAAUGCAUACUUCAAAGUUGUUAAUGAAAAUUCAUCAAUCAAUACAAAAAAGGAGGAAAAACAUGUUAUGGUUAUGGAACAGAAAAGGAUACCUAUUAUAUUAAAAAAGCAACAAAUAAUUAACAUUAAGCCACCUAAUAUUGUGAUACCUACAGAAAGUUCAAAGGGGAAAAUCGUAAUUUCUCCAUUGCCUCAAACAAAUCUUGCAGGUGACAAGAAAGUUAAUGGUUACCCAAUUAAGUUGGCAACACCUCAAAAGAAUGUUAUUAUAAGUCCUAAACUGGAAGUAGCUUGUGAUAGCACAUUAGUACAAAAUGGCACCAAACCAAUGGAUACAGAUAAUAUAGCUUCUAAUGUAGAUUUAACAAAUUUAAGUGAUGCAGAAAUAAGGGCUAUUAAGAAGCAACAGAGGAUGAUUAAAAAUCGUGAGUCAGCAUGUCAGUCUAGACAGAAAAAGAAAGAAUAUGUAACAGCAUUAGAACAGCAGCUGUUGGAGGCGCAGCAGGAAAUUCAGAGGUUACGUUUGGAAAAUAAACUGUUACGGGAUCAAUUGGAUAAUAAUGGGCGAUUUCGUAAGAUACCUCGACUGGAUACUUCGAUAUUGAUACCAAAGAAGAACAUUGCGGUGUUGUUUGCUAUGGUAUUUAUGGUGUCACUUAACUGGAAUGUUUUAGGAUGGAGUAGUACUACGCCGUUUGUUGGUCUGAAAUCACAACACACGUCGGCGUCACGACAUUUAUUGUGGGCUGAGGAUAACACUGACACAAUGGCCGAUUAUGAUCAACUUGUAAAUCGAAAUAAUGAUAGCGAUUGCCAAAAUAGUACUAUGACGGAAUUUCAAAAUAUAAAUCAAACGGAAAGUAUUAGAAUAGCGGGAGAAUUGAAACGUUGGAUCGGCGGCGAUCGAAACUGGACUAAACACAAGCAAACCGAUGGCAAAGUAUAUCCCAGUGCUGAAGAAAUACGUGCUGGUCUAUUUGAAACAUAUGGAAUAUUUAAUAAACUGCACUUAGAUAACAAUUUAUUGGAAUUCCCAAAUAUUGAUAAGAAUACAGAAAGAAGUCCACGUCAAAAAUUACGUAUGCGCCGUGUGAAAAGAAGCAAAGAUGUCGAAUUUCCUAACAAUAGUGUCUACGACUAUAGUAAAUUGUAUCACAAACCGAUACGGAAAAUUGACGACUUUAAUGUUGAUUUCGGUGAAUGGAACGCGUUGCUGCAGGCGCUGCAGAGGCGAGACGACACGCCGGCCGUCGCGCAUAAUGUAACACGACCCCCGAAGAUGGCGUUGAUAUUACCUGCCAGAACUGGAAAUGAUUCAUUAAUGAAUGAUCACGUGACGCUCAUGCAAAUCGACUGCUCCGUUGUGAACACAUCUCUAGUCAAACUUAAAUCCGACGCAUUACCUGAGAGUUUAAGGAAAAGUAGAAAUAAUGAAUCGAAAAAUCCAAUCCCUGUGUAUAAUAACCCCAAAACUAGAUAUAGUAAAAACGGCUAUGUUAGAAGCAACAAAGAUGCAAUUGACGCUAGUCUCUCGGAUGUUAUGAAGAAUUCAGGUAAUAACGCAUCCAAUACUGUAGAAAAUAAGAACCAAGGUAGUAUUAACAAUAUUGACGCGAACAGUGACAUAUUUGCACAAAUAUUAAACCCAAAAAGGUUUGUUAAUAACAAAGAAACAAUAGAACUAAUCAAAUCAAAAAAUAAUACCUUAGUAUAAAGCUGGUCUUUAUUUAAAUUUCAUAAAACUGUGCAGUACGUAUUCUAUUCUUAAUACAGUCAAAUAGUGAAACGAAUCAUAAACAUUGUAAACGCGAUUCGCAAUCUCACAAGCGUCAAAAAUUUAAGAGAAUGUGGUGUUCAAUCUUGGUUUUAUCAUUGAAUACGUGUGACAUAUGAAAAUGGCGUUUUAAUAUUCGGCCGUAAAUCUUGUAAUCAGGUGAAGUUAGCAUAGAAUUAGCAAAAUGUAGUGCGGUUUAACGAUUUGACAAUAUUCAAGCUUUGGCGUUGAUGUAGGCAUAGUAGGGAAGAUCGUGUUUUUAACUUAAUUGUAAUAUACAUGCUAUUUGAUAUUCCAAAUUCUUUAGACUGAAACACAUGUGAUUUAUGCUUAAGGUGACCAGAGAAGUAUUAAUGUGUUUCUUUUAGCAAGUAACCUAAAAACUCCCAUUAACAGCUCUCAUCUCUUUAAUAACGCCUUCUUAAAUGUAGAAUGUAGUCUAGCUAUAGAGAGGAAAAGUUACGUUGCUAGUAUUUAGAUUUAAUUGUUAGCAAAGCUAGGCAAAGCAAAUUGUAUUUGGCUAUGACCCAUUGGACCUUUUUUCCCAUUAGGAUUGCAUAACAUAACUUACUAUAUCCUUAGUACAAUACCCCACCAUGACCAUGUAUAAGUGUUAGGGUCUGUCCAACCACUGGCUGAUAGAGGCUCAGAUAGCUUAAAAGUGACGUCUCUGUCAGAUAGACUACCAAAAUCCGAUAUUUCAAUCACAUAUUAUAUACAUUUGAUUUUUAUCUGACAAUUUACAAGAAUUGUGGGACAGGCCCUUACAGCAAAAUUAUUUCUAGAUAUUACAUCUAAGAAUAUCUUAAAUAUCUGUUAGAAUGUAUUUCAAAGCUGUAAUUAGUGAUAGAGUUUAGUAAUUGUUAAAUUGAUGGUAAAAUAUUGUUUGGUUAUUUAUGUAGUAGAUCCAUUUCAGUUGAAUUUAUACUUAAGUAAAUUUUAUAUGAGCACAAUUAUAGAACAUGUGCAGAUGGUUUGUUAGUUGUCAGUUUUCGCUUAGUAAUUUUUAUAUCUCUGUGAAGAAUAACAGCCUUACAUAUAAAUGUUCUAUAAAGUUAAACUCAGAAAUAAACUGAGUAAAAUUUGUUCUAAUUUUUGUAAGGCUGUGUUUGACUUAAAUUUAUAGUAAAUAUCUAUGAGUGCUGCUAAUAGCAUAGAGCAACAUUUCUUGUUUAAAUUUAUAAAUCUUAUUUAGAUUUUAAUAUUAUUAUACUUUGGUUGUAUUUAAUA